Nilaparvata lugens (brown planthopper) is the source of this 4046-nucleotide messenger RNA. It is a transcript of the gene Rho1, whose product is annotated as ras-like GTP-binding protein Rho1. The record is from RefSeq and is a predicted model, not a curated record. Gene Ontology annotation, biological process: small GTPase-mediated signal transduction; cell migration. Bases 424 to 1002 code for a protein of 192 amino acids. Gene Ontology annotation, molecular function: GTP binding; GTPase activity. Lineage: Eukaryota; Metazoa; Arthropoda; Insecta; Hemiptera; Delphacidae. The transcript has 5 exons.
GACACCACUGAUAGACAUUACCAAUAUCUUUAAUAUACUUACAGUACAUUGUUAGCCUGUCUUGUAAACCCUUAAUUUUGACACGCGAAUAAAUUAUCUGAGGUUUACUUGUGUGCAGAAUUCCGCUCUAGCUCCAGAUUAACAUCUAACAAAUGUUAGCAUAUUGUUAAGCCUGUAAGUAAACCUGCCCCAUUGGCUUCCAAUUUCCAAUAUUGAAGUAGCCAUUUUGCUUUUUCACAAUCAUUGUGCUUUAGAAUAAUCGAGGUAAAUGAUACAUCUCUUAUUACAUACAUAUUUAACUAAGAAAACAAGUGUGAGUGUGUUUAAUAAUGUUUUAUUGUCUCAUAAAUUGGUGAACGGCACCUAGAAAUUAUCGACCCUAGUCUGUACCCAUUACGGCUACCUGAAUUUUCUUCCGGGUAAAUGGCUGCUAUUAGAAAAAAGCUGGUAAUAGUUGGUGAUGGUGCCUGCGGUAAAACAUGCCUCCUCAUAGUGUUUAGCAAGGAUCAGUUUCCUGAAGUUUAUGUGCCUACAGUUUUUGAAAAUUAUGUUGCUGAUAUUGAAGUCGAUGGGAAACAGGUGGAACUGGCCUUGUGGGAUACUGCCGGCCAGGAAGAUUAUGACAGACUCCGUCCACUGUCAUAUCCUGACACAGAUGUUAUACUUAUGUGCUUCUCCAUUGACUCUCCAGAUUCCCUGGAAAACAUACCAGAGAAGUGGACUCCAGAAGUCAAACAUUUUUGCCCAAAUGUGCCCAUAAUAUUGGUUGGCAACAAAAAGGAUUUGCGAAAUGAUCCGAACACUAUCAAAGAACUAGGUAAAAUGAAGCAAGAACCAGUGAAGCCUGAAGAAGGAAGAGCCAUGGCAGAGAAGAUCAACGCCUUCGCUUAUCUUGAAUGCUCUGCCAAGAGUAAGGAAGGUGUUCGUGAAGUAUUUGAAACUGCUACCAGAGCCGCUCUUCAGGUGAAGAAAAAGAAGAAGGGAAGAUGUAGGCUUCUUUAAGAUGAAGGCAUUUGGUUCUGGCUACAAAUUAAAAUUAUUUUCUUUCUGCUGGGCAUGGAAUUGUUUUCUUUUUCAAAGUGUAUUUCAAAAAUGGAAUCACUGCCUUCUAUUCUCAGUAAGCGAAGUAUAUACCGUCUAGUUCACUUGAAAUCAUCUAUAUAUGCGCUCAUUAAGCGGUUGGAUUUUUUAAAUUGAAAUUGUCAGCUACAAGGCCAAUCGGCUUCAUAUUUUCGAAAUAUAUUAUAGUAUAUAUUAUAUAAUAUUCUGUUCACAAAGUUAGCACAUGGCAAGUUUUGGUGUUUUCGUAAUCUAGUUAACUAAUGAAAGUGAAAGCAAUUCUUGAAUGAUACCUGUUCAGACGGAACAGAACUCGUACAAAUUGAUGUGAAAAUGUACAAAAUAAAUAUAAUAUAUUCAAAAUUAUACCUGCCAUGUACUAAUUGUGUGCAUUGUAAUUUACUUAUUCGUCACCAAAAAUAAAAUUUAAUAUUCUUUCUGGUCACUAUUUUCAAUUGCAUAUUGAUAUUGUAGACUGUACAACCUUGUUAUAAUGCUAUUUGUAGACCAUUGCUGAUUUUAGUUGAAAAGCAAUGAUUCGACUUGUGCUUUCCUAACAAAUAGCUAUCUAUAAAGCUUGUAUUUUAUGCUUCUUUACUAUCAAAAUGUGAUUAAUUUUUUCUAUAAUCUUGUUUUCGGUAAUUGAACUUGAUGUCUUUGACACAAAUGAAAAAUAGAUAUAUAAUAUAUUAUCGAUUAGGAACUAUUAGUAAUGAACAAAAUGAUAUUAUAUUGCCUCAAUGUUCACUUCCAAAAUUUAUAUUUUGAAUAUUAGCCUUUCAGUUUUCGAAAAAACGGGUACACUUGAAGUCAAAAAAUGAUCAAUUUUACAGCCAAAGAUCACUUGUUAAUGAAAUUUGACAAUUCUAGUUUUCUAUUUAUUGAAUGAUGAUGAUGAUGAAAACCUACAGACAAUAAAGAAAAGAAAAUUGAUGUGUCGUUUCAAUAGUUGUUUAUCUGUGGAAGUGGUAAUCAAUUACCUAUUCAUGAUAAUGAUUAAUGUAAUUCGAGUCGAAUGAAUAAUUGAAUAGACAGUUAUUAUGAGCUGAGUUCUCAUACUAACUGACAUCUGGAUCAGAUGUCGCCGCUAGCAAGUCAUCCUUAACUUGCAAUUGCGGAAUAGGCACAAUUUUAAGCUGGAAGAAUGUUGAUAACGUAGCUUAUAAGAACAUUUAUAAAAUGUCGACAAACUUGAACAUAUUAUUACGAAACAAUUAUGAUUUCGCCCUUGGUUGGUUUGUAUGUCGUACCUUUGUGUCCUGAGGAAAAUAGUGUUAGUCUCUCUAAUCCCUAAUAUAAUAUAAGGUGCAAAUCUGCAUAAUAUAGUAAUCAUUGCUAACAGUGAGAAAUUUUGAAUCUAUCUUUAGCAUUUUCAGUACAUCUCACUGGUAUAUUAAAGAUGUCUUCAUGAACAGUAUGAUGCCAAAUUUUAUAGUUACUGGUGAAUAUAGAAUAUAGAAUUGUGUUCUCUCUUGAUUAUUGUAUAACUUAAAUUGUUAACAAGCUCUAUAUUGUCUUUUUACUACAAAGAAAUGUACAUAAUAUAUAGAGGUACACAUGUUAUAGUUGUGUGUGUUGUAACUAUAUAUGCUGUGAGGAAAAUUUUAUAUUGUUAAUUUCAACUAUUUGGUCCUGCCUUUUGAUGCUCUGACCGUUUAUCAUCAAUUUUAUACUCGUGCAAUUGACUCUUUAACAUUACCUAACAUUACAAAUCAGCAAAUCUAUUUCAGCAUCACUUUUAUUCUAAUAACAGUAUUAUUCUUUGUAAUUUGAAAAGUAUCCCCUUCGAUAUUUAACGUAUUUUGUAAUAUCUAAUAUACUUAAAGUACCGUACUUUAUUCUUUAUUCCAUUUGGCAUCUUUUCAGCUUGUUACUGUAAAAUGUUACUGUAUGUUUGAUCUAGGUUAGUAAUAUUAUAUUUCUUAAUAGUUAUACUUUUAUUAAAUAAAACAAUCAAAACUAUUGGACAAACUUGAAACUAAUUUUGUUGUAUUGUGUCCCUCAUUCUUAGGCAGCUGCAACAAUAUGCUAAAGUUAUGUAACUAUUCUUUGUGAAAGGUUUGAUCAAUUUUCUAUUAGACUUGAUAACUAUUCUAAUAUGGAAUUUAUAAGCUUUCUGGGUGAUUAAUUAUUAUUGUGAAUAUGUCUAUAGUAUGUAUUUAUUUGUGUGUGUGUACACUGACUUUUGAAGCUACAAUGCUUUGUGACUGUGCUAUAAUAAAGUUCUUUUAUGUAGAAUACUCAGUAAUGUAUAGCUGCUAUUCCUUGGUGAAGAUAAUGUUUCUCUUCUGUCAGUUUUAAUUCUUAGACUUCACUUGAAUUGAAAAUUCCUAGUAAUUUAAAAAUAACCCUUUUAAAAUUUGGCCCCUAAUACAAGUUUCUUCCGAAAACAUAAUAUUAUGAUUAUAUUUUUGUAUGUUGGAGCUUCAUAGCUCUUAUGUAGCAGCUUAACUUAUUUCAUGUCCAUCACAUUGUGUAUUAACUUAACAAUUUAGGCUAUAAAGACUGUUGGAGAUUGAAUUUUCACCCAUUGGAUAUAAUUUCAUAUGUAUGACAAGCCAACUAAAAUUGCUGAACACUUUUUCGCAGGGUUUGUAUGUAAUAUAUUAUUUUAAAUUAUGUUCUGUGUUCAUUGUAAUAUUCAUUAUCAAUUAAGAUUAUAUUGAUCAUCUAACUAGAUAACUCUCACAUUCAGGUUGAAUUGGUUGGAUUAGAUUUUAUUUCUGAUUUAAUUGACAUAAUAUUGGCAUCUCAGGUACAAUUUUCUUGACAAUUUAUAAACUUAUACAUAGUUCCAGGGAUUGUUGUAUCAAAUGAAAUGAUAAAAAGUCUUCUCUUGUGUGAAGGAAUUCUUUGUUAGCUAAGGUGGUGGAAAAUUACACAUUUUUCUACACAUUUAUAAUUUUUUAUAAAUUGUUUGGGUGUGAAAACAGUUGUUGGAUCUAUGUAAACUUUACGGGUAAAAUCAAUAAAAACAAUUACAAGUU